AUGUUGCUUGGCAACGUCGGCAACGUCGUCACCACGGUCGUUGGCUUGCUGGCCACAACUGGAGUCUCCCAGGCCCAAGCCGUGUGUGGUGAUGGCCUUGUCAGUGGAAACGAGGAGUGUGACAUGGGAGCACAGAACGGUCAGCCAGGAGUCAUUUGCGACACACAAUGUCUAUGCGUCCGCGGUCUUCAAAAUGUCGAACGCGGGAAUCAAUACUGUCGACCUAUGGUCGAUGUGACUUUUAGGAAAGCCGACGUCCUUAUCGUUACCGAUACUCCCCCUGGCCAGGCCACCGAGGCGCUCGGGGAGGUCAAGGCUGCCAGAGCGUGGAAUUAUUCGAUAAACUUCAUCACCACACAGGCAUUCAUACCCAUGCUUCCCCACGAGAUCCAAGUACACAGGGCGGUUAUAAUCGUUACUGUCCCUGGCAGCCCCCCGGCUGGUGAUAAAGAAGGCGUGAAUUCAUGGAGGCCACACACCAUCAACCGCUUUUGGUAUCUGUUCCUGUCUCAACGGCGAUGGCAGCCGGCAAUGACAGGCAACGUAAUAAUGUUUCUCCAUCGACCUACCACUGAGAAUACUACACGUGCCCUGAACUUUGUUAGCAAGACCAUGAGAUUUGCCGUCGAGGGCACUGGCACAGGCCUCUGGCUCCAGCCGCCGACCGAAAUAAGAAGCGGCACGACUGAAGAAAUCAACUUUCUCCAGGUGGACUUUCUCGAACAAUGGGGAAACUUUAGCAUGCGUUUCACCAACUCAUACCCCCCGAGCCCCGGAGUGUGGAGGUACAAUUAUCGGCUGAUAGGGAGGCACCGCCUGCUUGGGGACUUGAGCUCCAACGACCGGUCCAACGUCCGCGGAGUGUUUGGAAGGUUUCCCUCGACGUUUAAACCAAUAUCCAUCACGGACAACUUUCGUCCGACCCAGAAUCCACCAUACGCCAUGACAGUGAGAGGAAUAACGGGCUGGCCCACGGUGAUUGCUCGCUACGCCGAAGAGAUCCCCGACAGCUGCCCUAAUGGAGUCAUAGACCGUCCUGCGGAGGAGUGUGAUGGAACCGGCGGUGGCUGCAACCCCGAAUCGUGCUACUGCAGCCAAGGGUACAACUCGACGAGCCAGUCCUGCAACAAUACGCCCCAGUGCGGCGAUUCCGUGCUGGACCGCGUUAACGGCAGAGAGCAGUGCGAUGACGGCCCGAGGAACGGAAGCCCCACCAGCAGCUGCAACAGCCAAUGCAAAUGCGCAUACGGUGAGGCCUACAACCCCCUGACCGAUGCCUACUACUGCUGUCCGGCCGGCCAGUACUCGGACGGCAUGUGGGACCCGAACUACGGCGGCAUCCCUUGCAGGCCGGCCUGUGGCAACGGGGUGGUCGACAGGCCGGCCGAGGAGUGCGACGGUGGCAACGACCCCAAUUGUAACUUGGACACGUGCAAGUGCAAAUGGGGAACGACGUUCGACCCGGCCACGCAGCAAAACGUCUGCCUGGCCGAGCCGUUUUGCGGAGACUCCCGGGUCACGUUUGAGAGGGGCGAGGAGUGCGAGGGCUCCCAGAACGGCGACUGCGUCGACUGCAAGUGUCUGUACGGGCGGCAGACCAACGCCACGGGCGGCUACACGGGCCUCUGUCUCCCGCGCUGCGGCAACCGCGUGCUCGACGCCGGCGAGGAGUGCGACAACCCGGCCGACCCGCUCUGCGACGCCGCCUCGUGCAGGUGCUUCUACGGCCUGGACCCCUCCACCAACCGCUGCCACGCGGCGCCCUUUUGCGGCGACGGCAGGCUCACCCUGGACGCCGGCGAGCAGUGCGAGGGCUCGCAGGGCGGCACCUGCGUCGACUGCCGGUGUCCGUGGGGCUUCGUCCCGGACGCGCAGGGCAGGCCCUCGGGGACGUGCUACCCCAAGUGCGGCAACCGCGUCGUCGACGACGGGGAGCAGUGCGACGACCCGGCGGACCCCAACUGCGACGCCGCGACUUGCCUCUGCAGGUAUGGGCUCGACGAGUCGACCAUGCAGUGUCUCGACGCGCCCAGGUGCGGCGACGGCAGGCUGAGCCCCGAGGUCGGGGAGGAGUGCGAGGGCGCCCUGGGCGGACUGUGCGACGAGCAGACGUGUCGCUGUCGCUGGGGCGCCGUUCUGGACGGCCAGGGUCGACCUACGGGGGAUUGUCUUCCGGAGCCGGUCACGACGCCCUCGUCAUCGUCUGCGUCGCCCACCUCGACGGAAGUUUCGACUAGCGCCGAGGUGUCGGAGAGCUCUUCCGAGACUGCUAGCGCUGAGGCAUCCACGACUGCUGUGGAGAGUACUGCGUCGCAGGAGCCUGUCGUUUCUACUACCGAGGCGGCUAGUACCUCGUUUGAGGAGAGCGUGGAUCCUGAUUUUGCGACUGAAUCCUCCAUGGUCCCUUCACCGUCCGAGGCGUCUGCAUCGCCUACCCCGACCGAGGUUCCGACUAGUGCCGAGGCGUCGGAGAGCUUUACUGAGACUGCCAGCGCUGUGACAUCCACGACUGCUCUGGACGGUAUUACGUCGGAGGAACCUAUCGCUUCUACUACUGAGGCGGCUAGUAUUUCUUAUGAGGAGAGCGUGGACCCGGAUUUCGCGACUGAAUCCAGUGCGAUCCCUUCAUCAUCAGCGGUGUCAGCCACCCCGACUGGAGAGCCUGCGCUGCCUGGGUCGUCAGCCACCACCGACGAGCCUGUAAUUUCAGAGUCAACGACUGCUUCAACCGAGGGCGCCUCGUCGACAGGCUCGCCGGAUGGAGAGUCGGGAAGCACUGCCGAGCCCGCAGCCACAAUAACUCCAGGCCCUGAGAGCACUGCUGUAGCGCAGCCUACUGACGCGACUAGCGGUUCUCCAGCUACCGAGGCGUCGGCCAGCCCGGCGCCUGGAGAGAGUGGCUCACCAACAGUCUCUCCAUCCGCUGGAGAGGAGGGAAGCAGUUCGGAAGAGACCGCAUCUGCUUCGGCUACUGGCGUCGAUGGUUCAGACCAAGUGACGGGAGGCAGCGAGACCCCUGCCGCCACGGCCACCGCCUCCCAGUCAGACGGUUCCGCCCAGACGACGGCAGCUUUCCCUACUACCGGAGAAGAAGAGUCCGCAGCCGCUACGCCCGCAUCUCCUGCGUCUACCAUCAGUGUAGCAGAGUCUACAGCCGUGGAGACGACUGCCGUCGAGACAGGCGUCCCGGCAGACAUAACGACUGCGCCGUCAACGGCCCAGGAAACGGCCAGUGGGUCGGCCUCGCCCGCGCCGUCUGAUGCAGGGAACGCUCCCGAGGAGACUGCAUCUUCGGCGACUGCGAGCGAGUCAGAAGAUGGCGAGCAGGCAACGACUGCAGCUUCGGCCUCGGAGGAUGCUGCUGUGUCCCCCGGCGACGGGCCAACGUCGGUUGCGGAGGGCAGCCCGGCCCCGACAGACGAAGCAGCUACGCCAGCACCGUCGGCCAGUGCCGGCGCCAGCGAGGCGGCAAGCGACGAGCAAGUUUCAGCUUCGGCGACCACGACUGGCUCGACAGAUGGAGCCGAGGUAGCACCCACAGCAUCGUUGUCGGCAAGCCCCAGCGGCUCUGCGGAGGAUGGCUCGACAUCGGCUUCCGAAGCCAGUCCCGGUUCAGGAGACGAGGUAACAGCCACAGAAACAGCCGCAGCUACAAGAACGCCCUCUGCAAGCACCAGUGAGGCCUCGAACAACGAAGAGGGUACUGCCUCGAUGACUGCUACUGCUUCAGGAGAAGGCGCCCAGGAAACAUCUGUGGCAGCCUCCGCAGACGCUAGUGCUACAGGCGAUGGAACAACAUCAACCGCCGAGGGCGCAUCCGUCUCGAGUGAAGAGGCACAAGCUACAACUACGGCAGAACCUUCAGGCACCGCUAGUGAGGCUGCGAGCGAGGAGCAGGUUACUUCCUCGGCAUCCGCAACCGCUUCUGCCGAAGGUCAGGAGACCGCUGCGCCUUCGUCAGGGGAUGCUAGCAGUGAGGCAGAAGACGGGCAGAUGUCCGCUUCGGCUUCGGCUUCUGCUUCGGUGACUUUGACUAGCCCUACGGACGACACGCCGGCCUCGGCUUCGGCUACUAGUGGUGGUUCGACGGACGAAGAGCAAGCGACGCCUUUGCCAACAAUAUCGGAGACUGCAGGUGAAACUGCAAGUGCAAGUGGUGACGUUUCUGUAUCGCCUACUGCUAGCCAAUCUGCAGACGACGAACAGGCAACGGCUUCAGCGACAGCGUCGGAGAUUUCAACUGAGACUGCAAAUGCAAGUGGCGACGUUUCUGUGUCGCCUACUGCCAGCCAGUCGGAUGACGAACAGGUGACGGCUUCGGUGACAGCAUCAGAGACUUUAGCUGGUACUGCAAGUGCAAGUGACGACGUUUCUGUGUCGCCUACUACCAGCGAAACCACAGACGAUGACCAGGUGACAUCUCCAGUGGCAACCGUCGAUACCCAGACUGAGACUGCAAGUGAUGAGGUUUCUGCCUCGCCCACUGCUAGCCAGUCUAUGGACAGUGAGCAGGCAACGGCCUCAGCUUCAGCGUCAGAGACUCCGGCCGAGACUGCAAAUACAAGUGGCGACGUUUCUGCCUUGCCUACUGCCACCGAGUCUACAGACAAUGAGCAGGUGACAUCUCCAGUCACAAGUCUCGAUAUUCCGGCCGAGACUGCUAGUGUCGAUGGUUCAGUUUCAGCUACUACCACCGAAUCUACAGACAACGAACAGGUGACGUCCCCGGCCACAACUCUCGAUAUUCCGACUGACACUGCAAGUGUCGAUGGCUCAGCUUCACCUACAGCCAGCGAGUCCGCAGACGGCGAGCCGGGAGCGACAUCCCCAGUAUCCUCUGAGAAUGCAACCGCGACUGCGAGCGGCGACGCUUCUGCUUUGCCAACCGCGGGCGAGCCAACAGACGUCGAACAGGCGACGGCAUCUGCCACCGCCUCAGAGGCUGAUGCCGAGCCCACGACCGCGGAGGUUUCGGCCUCGGCAACUAUCACCGGCUCAGAUGCUGCAAGCACAAUUACAAGUGAUGAGACUCCUACUUUGCCGACUGCAAGCGAGUUGACGGGCGGUGAACAGGCAACGGCAUCUGCUACCUCUUCGGGUGCUGCUGUUGAACCCACGGGUGCGGAGGCUUCGGCCUCGGCAACUGCCACUGGCUCUGAUACUGCGAGCGCAACUGCAAGUGGUGAGACUCCCGCUUCGCCAACCGCCAGCCAGUCGAUAGACGUUGAACCGGCGACGCCAUCGGGCAUCACGUCAGGGGCUGAUGUAGAGCCCACAAGUGUGGAUACAUCAGUCUCGGCCACUAUUACUGGCUCCGAUACUGCAAGUGCAACUGCGAGUGGGGAUUCUUCUGCUUCACUAACCGCGAGCCAGUCGAUGGGAGAUGAGUCGGCAACGCCAUCACCUAUCAGCUCGGAUGCCCCCGUCGGCCCCACGGGUGUGGAGGCUUCGGCUUCGGCGACCAUCACUGGGUCGACGGGUGACGAGGAGCCAACACCCUCUGCAACAGCAUCAGAGACGGGCUCGGUGAGCGCUGGCGUGACCACAGCAGACAACCAGGCUUCUCCUUCGCCGACUCUAUCGUCAACUGCCAGCGAGAGUGUGGGUGACGAAGAUGCUUCAGCUUCCGCAACGGUUACCAGCUCGGCAAGCGAUGAACAAGCAGCGCCAUCGGGGACCGCCAGCGUAACCGCAUCGGAUGAAGAAGUGUCAUCCCCCACUCCCUCUCCGGUUACCCCUACUGCCUUUACGGAUGAUGGGCAAGCAACCCCCUCGCCGACCCCUUCACCAACUGUCAGCGUGACUGAAGACGGUGAUCAAGUGUCCGCUUCCGCAACUGCUACCAGCCCGGCGAGCGAUGAGCAAGCAACACCACCAGCGACUGCGAGCGCAAGCACACCCGAUGACGAAUUGCCAUCUCCAACUCCGACUCCCAAAACUAGCGGGACUGCAAGUGGCGAAGGGGCUUCCGCUUCACCUACUUUCACUGGCACGGCGAGUGGCGAGCAAGCAACACCAUCGGCGAGUGCCAGCGAAAGGAUAUCGGAUGACGGAUUGCCAUCUCCAACUCCUACUCCCGAAGCCAGCGGGAGUGCAGGUGACGAAGGGGCUUCCGUUUCACCUACUUUCACUGGCACGGCUACUGCCAGCGGGAGCACACCAGAUGACGGAUCAGCAUCUCCACCUCCCAUUCCCGACGCUAGCGGAACUACAAGUGACGAAGGGAUUUCUGCUUCAUUUACCGUGACGGGCACGGCGGGUGACGGGCAAGCAACACCCUCACCAACUCCAUCUGCCGCUGUCAGCGAGACUGUAGACGAUGAAAUUCCAGUGACUUCAGCGGCAUCAGCGGACGACGAGCAGGAAACUGCUUCAGCUACUGCUUCAGCUACUGCUUCUGCCAUUGCAAGCGAGAGCACAAGCGAUGGCACCUUGGUGCUUACACCCCAGUCGACAGAGGCACAGCCGACUCCCUCGGCCAGCACCAGCGAUUCACCAGACGACGAACCUGCAGCCUCCAUAACCGCCAGCGGAACCACUAGCGACGACCAGCCUGCACCGUCAACAACCCCGAGCGCAUCCACGGAAGAUGGAAUGCCUGCACCCUCAUCUGGCGCGACAGAGACCUCCGGUGCUGAGCAGGAACUGCCUUUGCCCACCGCUAGCGCAUCUACAGAGGUCGACCAGCUGCCGGGCUCGGUCACUGCCAGCGACGGCACGGCGGCAACCCCCACGACUGCUGUCGACACUGGUCUGGGCUCCUCAGAGGCUGCUAGCGACAGCGCAUCCGCGCCUACAAGCUCGGUUGAAGGUGACGGCACCUCCCCUUCGGUGACUCCUAGUGAGGGCACGCCAGCUCCCACGACCGACGCCGAUACUAGCCCUGGUCCCUCUGCCGGGACUGCUAGUGAUGCUGCGUCCACUGCCACAGGCUCAGCCGAGGCAGGUGGCAGCUCCUCCUCGGAGGCUGUCAGCGAGGGUACUCCGGCUGCCACGACUGCCGAAGUUGAAAAUGACGCCUCUUCUGGAAUCCCCAGCGGGGGCGUGCCGACUGCUACAAUCUCUGCCGAUCCUGAUCCUAGCUCUACUGCACAAGGCAGCAGCGAGGUCACGCCAGCUCCUGCAACCUCUUUCGAAGGCGGCAGCUCAGGGGCUCCAGCGGCAACUUUGCUCACGCCGUCGAGUGCCGAGGCUUCGCCAAGUGCGGAUCCCUCAGGGUCGGGGCUGCCCUCGCAGACCUGGACCACCGAGUCUGCGUCGUCUUGGGCUACAGCUGAGCCCUCGGGUGAACAAGAGGGUACACAGUCUGCUCCCGCCGCCGAGACGUCGCUGAGCAGCCAAGUCCUGUCGAGUGGCAGUGGCACUGAUAGCCCCCCUUCGGCAGAGGCCACAACUUCUGUCACGGGGGAUAUUUCAGUUGAGCCCCCGACAGCUUCUGUCACAGAGACUAGUUCUGAAGCUUCACAAACGGCCGAGGGGUCGACUGGUGGGAUCCCCGGAGAGUCCGCCACAGAAACCGCGAGCCCAGGUCCUCAGGAGACCAUCGCUACCAACACAGAGGAAUCGCAGACCCCAACUGCGGGUCCUUCUGCAGGCCCCUCUGCAAGCGGGACUGCUACUCCAAGUGGCAGCACUCCUGCGGAAUCACCCAGCGAAAUCGCUGGUAGCACUACGGAGGCACCCGAAGGUGGAGCUGUGUCGACUACAGAGAGUGAGACCGCCGCUGCCUCUACAAGCGAAUCAGACGCCAAGGAACCCGACGCUUCUGUUACCGAGUCGCCGGUGAGCGGAGGUGUGAGCGGAGGUGAGAGCGCCUCGGCAGUCGACACGGCCACUGCAGACGAAUCCACGCCCGAGCCAUCAGCAACCGUAAUUUCUACAGCUUCAGAGGGCGCCGUGGAGACUACUAGUGCUUUGCCUGGCUCGUCGGCUGGGGAUAUCGCCAGCUCAACUACGCAGGAGGCAACCGCCACUCCAGAGGCCUCGGAGAGCCAGACGACAGCCUCUCCGGUGAGCGAGACUGGAAGUGAAACUGUUGGAGAGCCGGCAGGAGAGAUUUCCGGCACCAUUACCAUAACAGACGCACCAGAAGGCACCGCCACCGUUUCUGCGACAGGGACAGCAGAUGGCAGUGGUAUUCAGGACAGCGGCACGCCCUCGGACCAGAAUGGCACACAAACUCCAAGCGGAACUGCCACUAGCACUUCGACAGAGGAGACUGGACCUGCCGAUUCCGAUGCAUCAGCCACGAGCCCCGGGCCAUCAAACAGCGGCGAGGAGGCGGCUACCACAGCUACGGCUGAACCUUCACCAACUGAGACUGAAGCCUCGGGAACGUCUGUUGAGCCUUCAUCUGCUGAGGGUACUGCCAGUCAGUCUGAUGAGCCCGCAGCGGGCGAACCUACUUCGGCUAGCGGCUCCGCAACUGCCGAAUCUACUGCCACGCAGACUGAUGACUCCCAAGCUGGGGGUACUUCUCUUACCGUUGGUCCAACUACCACCGAGGGUUCUACUUUGCCAGCCGACGAAACUACGGCGGCUACGGUGACCAACGAUGCUUCUACCAUCACUGAGCCUCCGAGCACCGCAACCACCGCCUCGCCAGGAGAGGAGUCGCUGACCGAACCAACAAUAUCCGGAACCAGCGGCGUGGUGGCAACCGAUGAUCCACCUCCCGGAUCAAGCGUUACUUCGCCAACAGACGCAGUCUCGACUACUGGACAGACUGGGAUCACGCAGACGGACGAUCCCUCAUCUGCUGAAGAGACUACAACCGCCGAGAUUGAAGCGAGCAGCUCUCAGACAGCCGGUCAAACUGGUUCCGAGGAGUCUCCAACAGAUCCCUCCAACGAAGUCACCGCAUCCUUCACUCAGAUCUCAUUCACAUUUGUCGAUGGUCCAUCGACCUUUGAGACGCUGACCCGGUCUCUCUCCGCCGAGGCUACCGGUACUGCGCCAGACUCCUCAGCCGAGGGAGCCACUACCACACCAGCGGGCGAAGAUGCAAGCUCGCCAGCACAGCCGGUAUCCAGGGGCAGCAGCGCAGCCGGACCGGAUCCCACAGACGCAGCAAGCGAUGCCGAAUCGAGCUCUACACCUACGGAUACGAGUGUCGCAUCAGGAACUGCAGAGGCGGGCAUCACCGCCUCCAUCCCAUCGCCUACGUCAGGGACUGGACUGUCGCCCUCUGAUGAAGAGACAGGUGCCGCCUCUGGGACAGGCCCUACCGCCACGGCUGCGAGUGGUUCGCAGACCGAAACGCCAGGCUCAGGGACGGCUAGUCCCACGGAAACAUCCACUGUGGAGGAGGCUUCGCCAGAGGUUACGCCGUCUGCUACUGGAUCUGAGGGAUCAGUCCCGGAUGGGAGCACUACGAUGGAGGCGUCCGCAUCCUCUUCAGAUAUGCCAAGCCCCACGGCACUGUCAAGUGCUGUUGACUCUGAUACCGAUGCACCAUCAACUGCAGUCGAUUCAUCAUCAACUGCAGUCGAUCCAUCAAGCCCCGCAGCAGAGGCCUCCACCGCCUCGGCCAGUUCUAAUGACCUUUCAACGACAGCUUCCGCUUCGACUACGAUCACGCCGGCACCCGACCCAGAUAACAACAACAGCCAGCCUGCAGCUACGGGAACCACAGCCGCAGAUGCAUCAGGUUCUUCGGGAGCAGACCCGUCCGCGACUUCUGGGUCUGAUGCGUCUUUUACAACAAACGACAACCAAGGAGCUGAGCCCACUGCAGUCGCACCAACUGAUGCGGAAGAGGAUGCGUCUUCUCCAACGGCCUCUGCUACCGGAACAGCUGACGAAUCUCCCAUCUCGCAGACUACACAGGCGAGCAGUGGAGCUACUCAAGUGGCAACGGGAACCGAGGCAAGCAACUCACCUGUUGAUCAGGAAACCGCACCAGUGGACUCUGCAUCGGCAUCGCCAACAACCGAUUCAGGCAGUGGACAAGGCAGCUCAGAGGCAAUUGCAACAGCAACGGGAGAAAGCAGCGCAUCUCCAGGCUCAGCUACAGAGACCGCAGAGGCUUCAACAUCAAUAACCGGUGCUGUAGAGGCCGGUUCAACAGCUACCCCUGACCCUGCUGCGGAAACCAUUCCGACUUCAGGCACAGUCGUGGACCAAACAACCGCAGAGGGCACGGUCGAAAGCAGCACAUCCCCAGGUUCGGGUACGGAAACGACAGCGGCUUGGUCCGCGACGCCAGAGGCCUCGACAACCGCUGAUACAGAGUCCGGUUCAGCAACCACCUCGGAGUCUGUCGCGGAAACCAUUGCAGCCUCAGCCUCGGCUGUGGACCAGACAACUGCACAAGCCACAGUUGAAAGCAACACACCCUCACAAACAGCUACAGAAAUGAUAACAGCCUCGCCGGAAACCCCUGCGGCCUCAAAUACUGCUACUGAAGAGACCGGUACGACGGCUACCUCGGCGACUCCUGCGGAAACCACUUCAAAUUCAGCUUCGGAUGAGGAGCAAACAACUGCAGGAGGUACCGAAAUCAGCAUGUUUUCACAAACAGUUGCAGAAACCACAGCAGUCGCAUCCGAAGGGACCUCGACAGCUGUUGCUGAGGCCGGUACGACAGCUACCUCGGAGUCUAGCGCGGAAAUUACUUCAAAUUCAGCUUCGGAUGCAGACCAAACAACCGCAGGAGGUACUGGAAGCAGCACGUUUUCACAAAUAGCUACAGAAGCGACAGCAGCCUCAUCCGAAGGGACCUCGACAGCUGCUGCUGGAGAGGCCGGUACGACAGGUACCUCGGAGUCUAGCGCGGAAAAUACUCCAACCACAGCGUCGGACGAAGCCACCGGGCGCACAACAAGCCCUGCCGAAGACGACAAUGCGUCGCCAACCACUGCAGCAACAGAAGACGAUGGAUCUUGGACAUUGCCAACACAAACCGGCGCAAACUCACCUGCAGCUCCGGGGGCCACCACAGCUGCCAGUGGAGAAACCAGCGCCUCGACAACCGCGCAAGCCACACCGGCAAGCGACCCAUCCCCGCCACCAACCACAGACGCAGGUGCCACAGCAGACGGCAGCGAAGCACCCAGCCCACCAGCAACGGCGCAACCCCCCGCAGACGACGCCGCCACCUCCGCCGCAGCCCCAACCAGCGACGCGGAGACGGGCCCCGCCCCUCCCGCAACAAUCCCCCCGACCAACACGGCAGCGGCCACGGAGAAACCCCCGACCAGCCCCGACGGCGCCUCGGCCAUCGCCAGCGCGACGUCCACGGACGGCGCACCGAGCGCCACGACGAGCCCGUGGGAGGCGCGCAUGCCGCGGUUCCUGGCCACGGCCAGCGGCGGGCGGUUCCAGCGCACGGGCUGCGCGGCCGGCGGCGCCGAGAUGGACAACUUUCGCCUCAUGGCCCGGGAGGCGGACAUGACGCUCGAUCGGUGCUCCGAGGUGUGCGGGGACUGGGCGUACAGCGCUGCGCACGAUACGGAUUGCUACUGUUCGAUGGGGAUUCAGUGGGACGGCGCCGAUACACCCUCUGGCGAGACGUGCGAGAUACGAUGCCCUGGAAACCCGGAUCAGGUUUGCGGUGGCGUGGUGGAGGAUGCUGGAGCGGGCGGUGGAUCGGGGACGGGCACGGGUGAUGGAGAUGGUGCAGGGUCAGGGGCGGGUGCGGGAAGUGGAACUGGUGGCGGUAGUGGCGCGGAGACUGGCACAGGUGGUUCGGGUACAGAGUCGGGAACUGGUAGUGGUGCUGGUUCCGGUGCUGGUACGGGCACUGAUGGAUCAGGCACAGGCACAGGCACAGGGUCUGGAACUGACAGCGGUACCGGUGCCGGUACCGGUGGGUCGGAUACAGGAUCGGGAACUGGGAGCGGGAGUGGUUCUGGCACUGGCACUGGUACUGGUACUGGUACAGACGGCGAUAGCGGCACCGGCACUGGAGGUUCGGGCACGGGAUCAGGAGACAGUGGAACAGGGACUGGCACCGGUGCCGGUGGAUCAGGCUCUGGAUCAGGAUCAGACACAGGCACAGACACAGGAUCUGGCAGCGGAUCGGGCAGCGGAACUGACGCUGGCACCGGCGCUGGUGGAUCGGGCACGGAAACAGGAGGCUCGGGCUCUGGAGGCAGCGAGGGCACGCCAAUCUCGCCACCUGUCAACCAAAGGUUUUCCAUCUACCAAAAGAUUCUGCAGGAUCCAGGCAGCUCGCCAGCUCCCCCUGCGGCUGGCCAAACAACAUCGGGACUAACGGCAACCGUUACACCUUCUCCAGGCGGCUCAACCUCCGACUCGUUGGCUGACACUAUUGCCACAUCAACUCUGGUGACGUCUGUCGGCGGCAACGGCCAGCAGACUGGGGAUGCGACCGACCCCUCGUCGCCCACGACGCCUGCAGCUCCUCCUGCCGACAACGGUGGCAACCAACAGCCUGGAAAUGAACCAAAUACAACUCCCACGACGCUAGCACCUGGCGACAAUGGCGGCAACCAACAACCCGGAACCGAACCAAACACAACUCCCAUGACGCCAGCUCCUGGCGACAAUGGGGGCAAUCAACAACCCGGAACCGGGCCCAGCACUGCUGUACCAAACCCCAGUGGAGAUGGAGGCGACCAGGAACCAGGUGCUGGACCGACAACUCCCAUCACUUCUCCCACUGGAGUACCGCCCGCCAAUGGCGGUAAUCAGCAACCUGGAAACGCCACUCCCACCGCUGUAUCAACCCCAGGUGGUGACGGAGGCGCUCAGGAACCGGGCGGCGAACCAAACACUCCCGUCACCACUUCCGCUGCAGUACCACCUACGGACGGCGGCAACCAGCAGCCUGAAAGCACCGUACCUACCACUACUGUACCAAGCUCCGGUAAUGGAGGCGGGCAGGAACCAGACGGCGGACCAAACAACCCCGUUCCUACUACUGCUACUACCGCUGGAGCACCGCCUGCCAACGGUGGCAACCAGCAGCCUGGAAACGCCAUUCCCAUCACACUCUCAACACAGCUCGGCGGACAACAACCAUCAGGGACUGGGUUUGACGAGUCGGCAUUACCUGUGGCUCCUACUCCCACAGGAAGCGGCCAGCCUCCCGAUGGCGGACAAACCAGCCCCCCGUCGAAUACCACUCCAGGCAGCCCUGCACCCCCGGCGACUGUUCCUGGUGGAAUUGCCACAAACGGGCCGGCACCUCGGCCUGAAGAAGGUGUUGACGAGCCUAUCGCUGUUGACCCUGACAACUCGUUGCCGACUGCAGCAGUGACCACUAGCAUACCACCCGCCCGCGAUGGCUGGCCUUCGGGCGUUGUAGGAACCGGCGACGAAUUCAGCCUCAGCAGGUUCCUGACCUCGACAUACACCGUCAAGCCAUCCACCAGCUGGCCCAGCAGCGCCCAGCCGUCCGAGGCAUGGGCCGGCACUGCCGAGCCCUCCAACGCCUCGACCGCCGCCCCAUCCGUCCCCAACAGCGGGGCGCAGACCGCCCCGACGGCCAUGGCCACCCAGACGGUGCCGGUGGUCCGCACUGUCUACGUCAUCAUGAUCAAGUACGUCUGCGGCAACUGUGCGGGCGAGACCGUGUACGUCCCGAGCUGCGGCGGCAGGCCCUGCAAGGAGGGCGAGCGGCCGACGGCCUGGACGCCGGUGCGCUGCGGUGCUGGCGGGGUCGACUGCACCGGGCUCGAGACCUUUAGGCCCGAGACUUGUGGUGUGCCGGAGGAGAAGCCGGAGUACUGUCGCGAUGCGGGCUCGAAGCAUCCCGUCGUGGAGCAGAGGCCGUGCGAGGGUGACGGGUGCCGGGAUGGUGAUGUGCAGUACGUACCGGCGGAGCAGGACGGGGCUCAUCCUGGUGGCUCAGAUGGCUCAGGUGGUUCCCAAGACGGAACAGGAGCUGGUGGUGAGGGAGCAAAAGAUGGUGGUCCAUCUGCCGGCAGUCCCGACUCGGACUCUGAUCCGGGAGCAGGCCCUUCAGGACCCGAUGAUACUGGAGCUGGAGAAGGUGAAGAAGGAGAAAACAUGCCAGAUGACGGCCAGGCAGGAGAAUCGCCAGAGGAUGGUCUGGACGAUUAUGAUCCAGAAGAAAAUGCUGGCUCGAAUGAGGAUGACGGCACGGACGCAAGUGGCAGGGAUGACGUCUACCCGUACCCCAAGACGGCAUCGGCGCAUGCUAUUGUUACGCCACGUCGUUCUGUUGUGCUUUUGGCCAUCGCCGUGGUGAUGUUUGGCCAGGCGUUGUGA
Pyricularia oryzae 70-15 is the source of this 14199-nucleotide messenger RNA. RefSeq lists its product as uncharacterized. Lineage: Eukaryota; Fungi; Ascomycota; Sordariomycetes; Magnaporthales; Pyriculariaceae. The transcript has 5 exons. Bases 1 to 14199 code for a protein of 4732 amino acids. The record is from RefSeq and is a predicted model, not a curated record.